Botrytis fragariae is the source of this 3024-nucleotide messenger RNA. RefSeq lists its product as uncharacterized. NCBI's taxonomy places the organism in Eukaryota, Fungi, Ascomycota, Leotiomycetes, Helotiales, Sclerotiniaceae. The record is from RefSeq and is a predicted model, not a curated record. Bases 1 to 3024 code for a protein of 1007 amino acids. The transcript has 2 exons.
AUGACGCGCCAACCUUCCGAUCAAUCUCUCGACGCCCCUGGUCAACCCGCCAACCUUUUGCCUAUUCCUACUACCCAAUCCAUUCCUCAAUCUGCCCCUCCUUCCCAAAAGUCUGCUGUUCAACAAACAUCAUCCUCGGACCAUGUUUAUCAAUCUAUAAAUGCUGCGUCCUGCAGCCGUAGACAAGGCGGAGAAGAUGUUUUCGUACCACCUCCACGAUUGACGUACUUGGAUUUGUUGAUCAUUGAAAAUUCGGGAUUUCCAAGUAUGGCUGAGUUUGAGAUCUUCCUCCAGCUGUACCAGAAAUCAUAUUAUCACAUGGAACUAGCGGAACGCAAAAAGCUCCUCCAGCAAGUGGAGCUACUUCGACAAAGUAUGCGCCAUCCUCAAUCGAUUCAAGCGCUGGUAGAAGCACAGCAGAGUAUUCAGGCCGGUCAACCGUUUCUCAGCCUCAAACAUUAUUCAAACUUCAGCCGAAAUGGAUAUAUGCUUACCUCCAUGAUCAGUCGCUGCCUUAAUCUUACCUCUUUCGCUCUGCAGCGAGCCGUUUUUAAGGCCGCAGUAGAAGCAAGUAGGAACACCGACACGCCAAACAUAGCAACCAUUUCAGGCAAAAGCUGUGAAGACAUUUUGACCCGUGGUGUACAACACUGGACCGCUGAGGAUAUCUUGAAGCUUGAGACGAUCGUCUACAUCCGCCCCGCUGAGCACCACGUCAACAACCCUCCAUCUAAGGUCACUUCGCGUACUGAUUUUUCAUAUUUCUCGCACGAACCACCUCUUCAUUGCCCGGAUCCUCCUGAGUAUCGAAGUAUGAAAAUCGAGCCAAACAAUUCCGCUUUGUCCUUGCAACAACCAUGGACAUACAGCCAGUGUUUGGACUACCUCGCUGAUCGGACAAUAAACUUCAUGAAUUCUCGUGAUCCAGAAGCUUUCUUCUUCAGCUUGCCUUCGGACGACAAGCUUCAAGGCAUGACGGUGGAUCAACGCGCAGAGGUUGUUCGUAAACACAUUAUAGAGCAAGAUGCAAAGCGUGCUCUAUCAAAGUCAGGCAAUGAUUGGUACCCCAUUCAUUCGAAAAUUUUCGAGCGUUCCACUUAUCGUACACACGGUAGUUUGCUUCCGGAGCUUGAUACUACUGUAUCAAUCUCAAGAGAUAGCCCUUGCAUCCAGGAAAAUCUUGCUAAUCAUCGAAACUACGGAACCCAUGAUAUAUGCAGUAGUGGAGGUAGACAUGAAUUUGAUUCACCACCUUCAAACUCUGGUGCAGAUUACGAAAGUAGAGUGGGACAUGUACGUCAGCCGCCAUCGAGCAUUGCGGCAGAUGAUGGAUGUUGCGAUUCAGACCUGGGAGAUGACGAUGAUUCUGAUUGGGUUCCCACUCAAUCCGACAAUUGGAGUUCGCCAUCGAGAUCAACAAAGCGUGUAUCCUUCGCUGCAUCGGUGACAGACAUACCAGGGAAUCUUCAUGGACAGGAACAUAGUAUCGUUCCAUCUGAUUCCCUCUCCUUUGCAGAGUCAGAGUCAGAGAAUGAUCAAGCGACCACUGAAGACAAUGGAUCAUUGAGCGAAAACAUUCGUGAUCGUCAAGAUUGUCUUUUGACAGCUUCUGUAGCUCAUGCUACUUCUGCGAUCGAAGUUACACUGGCUUCCGGUGAUGAAAACGAUGUUAUUGUCCCAGUUAGCCCACCUCGUGCCCCUUCCUUGAAGAGAGAAAAUAGAAAGCGCUCAUUGACUCGAGGUCGUCUAGUAGCUCAACCACGUGCUCAACGACGCGGUGGGGAUUUUGAUACCUUGCUUGAUACUUUGGAGACAUACCAUUCGCAAUUGUCCUCGCUCCCAAAGUUAAACAAUGUGAAGCUCAAUUCUUGGGAUGAGAAACAUCAAACGGCUACCAAAAAGUCUCAAGGUAUCAAAGCUCAAGAGAUUUUGUUUCCUACAUGGGAAGGGGUUCAGGUGCAACGCGGCGUUUCAAAUAUUGGAUAUGGCCCUCAAGAAGAUUCGAUGCUAGCCAUGCAAGAAAUGUUACUCGAGCAGCAAAGAAAGAAGAGAAUCCAAUUAUUGCAGGAACAGGCUGCUAUGCAAGCUAGACUUGUCUCAAAAACUGGUCCAGAAAAUGAUCAUGACCUUGAAGCUUCAGCACAUGAGCCGGCAUUGUUAACAACUGAACAGGAAAGCAAGAACCAAGUUGAAUUGAAACGCCAAGAACAGGUUACCAUGCCAGCUGCUUAUCCCUCCUCGGAGAAAGAUGGUCAAACAAAGCCUAGGGAAUCUUCUCUUGUUUCUUUCGGAAAUGAAAAAUCUAUCCUCAACGGUCCCCCAAAAUUUCACGGUCUCACAUCGAAGGAAGCUCAGCAAUUCGAACUUUGUCAGCUUGGAAAGCUUAAGAACCGUUCCGUGCUCAAGGCUCCCCGUGUCGGAAAGACUAUUGCUUCUACCAGAGCUUCCAAAGACAGUGAACAAGACAUGGCCACCAAGUUGGAUGAUCUUAAGAAAUUUGCGGAUGAGUUCAAGAUGUCCACCCCAGUGCCAAGUGACAUUGCAUUUAUCAAUCACGGUGAGGUUCCCGUGGCUGUCUGGCAGAAUCGCUCUCGGGAUAGUGCUAACACUUGCGAUGAAGGUCCUCUUCGUAUUGCUAUCAAAGAAGACAAUCUUCGUCGUUCUAAGGGUGCUCCAAUUGAUGAGUCUAAUGUGAAAACCAUCUCGGUUGAAGAAGCUACUCGUCUUCUUGCUGCUCAGAAGUUAGCUAAAGAGAUCUCGACUGCUACAAAGUCUGCAACUGGUACCUCUCCUCCCAUUCCUGCAAGUCAUCAAUUGAAUGGUUUUGAUCUCGGCCUUACAGCUACAGCAUAUGAUCAAGACCGUUUCAUAAAAGCUACCAAUAGCAGCGUCAAGAGUCACAAGGCUAACCAUGGUAUUUACAGCUUCCAACAAGACGGUUCAAUGAAUGCCAAGUGCAGAAGUUGUUCCGAGAGAUCGAGAUUGAGAUCGAGAUUCAAUGAUUUAAGUGGCGAGCUGUUCUGA